UGACUCCACAAGCGCAGCAAGACUACUGACUUACACCCUCUUCAAGUCCGACUCUAAAUAACUACCACCCAAAAGCUCAUCCAUUGACGGUACUCAUCAUGGCUCGCCAGCCCGAUUACAGCCGAGACUACAACCAAGACUACAACAGAGACUACAAUCGAGACUACAACAGAGAUUAUAGUCGACCAGGAAGCUCUAGGAAUUGGAGCGAGGAGGCUAUUCGGGGUAGCUGGGAAUCGAGCUAUCAACGAUCCACGGCUGCCUCACCGCGAGACCGCAAUUCAUCUUGGAGAGGCGUCACACCAACAGACUACAGCGCAAAGGCCGGCAUGGUCGACAAUUGGCUUGGCCAGCAACGAACCCAAGACCCUUCGAGGGCCAUGUCUGCCGUCUCCGAGUUUGUCACACCUGAAUCUUCGCCAGUCAUCAGCGAUGGCUCGGCAACUUUUCAAACGAGACCCGCGCUUGGAGCUCGACCUCCUGUAGACAGGGCGCCAGUCUUGCCCCCUGACUACUACACCCCAUCUCCAAGCCGGACAACAUGGAGACAAAGCCCUGGUCAUGCCUCCUCAUCCCGAGGGGCAGCAUCUUAUUCCGCCCGUCAUUCCGUCGACCACUCCGCUGGCCAUUCCGCCGACUAUGACCUGCGAGGGGUUGGCUCCUUUGCGGACGCCGAUCGUUCGAGGCGCAAGGAGGUCAAGUACAAGCCGCUCAGCAACUGGUUCGACUUGUGGCUUCCUUGAUUUGCGAGUACUUCACGACUGAAACAUUUUGACGGCUUCGUUUAAGAAGUAUACGACGCUUUGGUUCGAGAUUCUUGGUUAGGAUGGAUUAUGGCCUAGCUGAUUCAUGACAUUGGGCACCACGAU
Messenger RNA from Ilyonectria robusta, 869 nucleotides. RefSeq lists its product as uncharacterized. The transcript has 2 exons. NCBI's taxonomy places the organism in Eukaryota, Fungi, Ascomycota, Sordariomycetes, Hypocreales, Nectriaceae. The coding region runs from base 99 to 743 and encodes 214 amino acids. The record is from RefSeq and is a predicted model, not a curated record.